Messenger RNA from Oncorhynchus tshawytscha (Chinook salmon), 2529 nucleotides. RefSeq names its product phospholipid scramblase 2. Gene Ontology annotation, molecular function: phospholipid scramblase activity. The transcript has 9 exons. Gene Ontology annotation, biological process: plasma membrane phospholipid scrambling. The record is from RefSeq and is a predicted model, not a curated record. Lineage: Eukaryota; Metazoa; Chordata; Actinopteri; Salmoniformes; Salmonidae. Bases 763 to 1881 code for a protein of 372 amino acids. Gene Ontology annotation, cellular component: plasma membrane.
CUGUCGAAAUGUAACAACUACACGUCGACUUAAUUUUGAUAGGAUUCUGAAGGAAUCAAAUUGCUUUCGCUGUAAAAAAAUUUUCACCUAUUAUGAUGAGGAUUCGCACUACCGUACAUUUUAGUUAGCUCUAGUCCAGGGCUACAUCGUAGCAGCUGUCGGAAGAGCGUCGCCAUAACGUUGAACUUUACAGUGCGCAUUAAUACAGAUGUGCACUUCCAGAAAAUAUUAUUGUCUGCUGAAAGUUGUCGGGCCGUUCACAGUGUCAUUUCUAUCUCAUAGAAGUAUUUGCCUAUAUUUAACUACCCUCUUGGCUUAAAUUCCGUAAACCGGUGUAUCCACAAUUAGAUAAAUCUUGUGACAGCCAGUAAAGGGGCGGAGAUUAUGCACAAACUACACCGAAAUGACAGCAACGCUUGUAGUUUUCGUAUGAUACAAAGACAAGUUGUUUAGCCGAUCGUUAAUUUUACGCCUGCGACCGUUAGUUUACUGAUAGGCAAAUAAGACCGUCAAAGCAAGUAGGAUUCUUCACGUUCUCCUCGGUUCUUCUGGUCAAGAAACAACAAGCAAUUCCUUUUUGGUUUAAGGAAAGACACCAAUGCAAGAACCGUUGGGUCUGGUCUACUUAGUUCAUUGACAUUCAUUGAACCAGAAAACAACAACGAGUGGGUUGUCGCUUCCUCUUCUGUCUCAGAGACUACGGUUGUGGACAAGAGAGGAAGUCCUCCUGCUAUCCACUGUGCGUCCACUAACUAAAUAAUCAUGUCAGCUCCAGGUUACCCAUCCCCUCACCAGGGUCCUGGAAGUUACUCCACGGCACCCUACCCUGUUCCUCAUGGUGGGUAUGGUGAGCCUAACCAUGCUCCCCCACCGGUUGGCUUCCAUAUGGGCUACAACCAACAACAACCCCACCCAGGCCAGCCUGUGAUGUACCAGCCUGUGCCCAUGCCCGAAUAUGGGGUACCUCAAAUGGGCCCCAGCCCAGGCUAUGGUGGUCCCAUGCCUGGGCCUGAGUACGGUGCACCUCAGAUGGGCCCCAGCCCAGGCUAUGGUGGUCCCAUGCCUGGGCCCAGAUACGGUGCACCUCAGAUGGGCCCCAGCCCAGGGUAUGGUGGUCCCAUGCCUGGGCCUGAAUACGGUGCACCUAACUCGGGCCCUCCUGCAGCCAUCUCCCCAGCCCCUGCAGCAGUUGUGCCUGUUGGAGUUCCACCUGGUCUGGAGUACCUAACACAGAUUGACCAGAUCCUUAUACACCAAAAAGUGGAGUUGCUGGAAGCAUUUAUUGGCUUUGAGACCAACAACCAGUACGAGAUCAAGAACAGCCUGGGUCAGAAGAUCUACAAGGCCAAGGAGAAGAACGACUGCUGCACACGCAACUGCUGUGGUGCCCUGCGUAGCUUUGACAUGAAGAUCAAGGACAACACGGACCGCGAGGUCAUCCGCCUCAUACGACCCUUCCGCUGUGCCUCCUGCUGGUGCCCCUGCUGCCUGCAAGAGCUCGAGGUCCAAGCCCCGCCUGGCACCACCAUAGGUUAUGUGUCCCAGGACUGGAACCCCUGCGUGCCCAAGUUCUCCAUCAAGGGGGCCAACAAGGAGACCGUAAUGAAGCUGGAGGGACCCUGCUUCGCCUGCAACUGCUGCGGGGACGUCAACUUCAAGCUGACGGGGAAAGAUGGAGGCAAGCCCAUCGGCCGCAUCAGUAAGCAGUGGAGUGGCCUGAUAAAGGAGGUCUUCACCGACACGGACAACUUUGGCAUCCAGUUCCCCAUGGACCUGGACGUCAAGAUGAAGGCUGUGCUCAUGGGCACCUGUUUCCUCAUCGAUUUCAUGUUCUUCGAGAAGGUUGGCAACACAAAGCAGCGCAACACCGUCUUCUCAUAACGUAGGAAAAGAAAGAAAGACUGAGCCCUUGAGGCAAUGCAGUCUGUUUUUCCGAUCCCGUUCGGAACCUCCAUUUUUUUUUUCUCCGGAAUCUAUAAGAAACUCCUUCCUUAUUCAAAAGCUUAGAGGACACUGCCAAUCCCAGGACUCUUUGUGUGAAACACAACACGAGGCCUUAUCUGACGAUGAGCUUACAUUUGAGCCAAAAUGCCCUCUCUGGACUGUUUCUGUGUAUCCAUCCAAAUGUAAGAAUCAGCAACUGGGCUAUGAGACAUAGGCUUUAGUUGUCUAUCAUGGGUUUCUCCACUCUCUGCAUGGAAUGUGUUUAUCUACGGUAUGUUUUGUCAUAUCUCUAUUUUCUAUUUGUUUUCUAUAACAUUAAUGUGGGGUUCAGAACAGUAGGCUUAAUGGAAAAAUACCAGUUAUAUAUUAACCUAACUACAUAUUCUUUGAGAUUUCUGUUUUGUCUGUGUGCAAUGGUAUAUUUUACAUCAUGUUAUUUGUAAGCCAAAUGUAUAUGUUAAUCUAUCUAUACUUCACCAGCCAUGAAAUUAUUACUGUAGAAAUCUAGGUAAUUUCAUGAUUAGUCUAGUACUUUUAAAGAGAUUAUAGGAUUAACACUUGCAAUACACUACCAUACUAACUGUA